GGGUUCCAGAAGUCGAUGCUGGACUGUCGGGACUGCGAAAGCGCUCAGCUGGUUCACCCGGAAUGCAUGCCGAUCCCCGUGCCCCAGAAUGACCCCUUCUAUCCUCCCGUGAACGCGACCAACGGACGUCCUCAUUGCAUCACCUUCGUCCGCUCCCUUCCCGGACAGACGAAGCUCGGUCCUCGAGAGCAGCUGAACCAGAACACGGCGUUCCUGGACGCUUCCCACGUGUACGGGCAGAACAUUUGCGAUGCGAGGAAACUGCGAGCAUUUGUCGGAGGGAAAUUGAAUUUCACGGCUCAUCCGACGAGGGGCAAAGAACUCCUUCCCGAGACGACGGAAAUCAAAGAAUGUCAUGCUGCUUCCGGACAUUGCUUCAUCGGAGGAGACACGAGGCCGAGCGAGCAGCCUGGACUGGCCGCCAUUCACACCAUGUUCCUUCGGGAACACAACCGGUACGCCAGCGAACUGGCCGUCAUCAAUCCUCAUUGGAACGACGAACAGCUGUACCAAAACGCCAGGAAGAUACUCAGUUCCGCCUUUCAACAUAUCACCUUCAACGAAUUCCUUCCCCGAGUUCUCGGGUGGAAUGCCAUCCGCCUCUACGAACUUGACCUCCUCCCUGAAGGAUACUAUGCAGGCUACGACCCGAAGUGCAAUCCGGGGGCACUGAACGAAUUCGGCGCAGCAGCAUUCCGGUUUGGCCAUUCUCUCAUCCGACCACAGCUGCACCGUAUGGACCAAUUCUUCAAUAUGAAGGAACCCCACAUUCAACUGCGAGAUAUGUUCAACAACCCUGACCGGUUAUACGAGGUGCAAAUGUUGGACGAGAUCAUGCGUGGACUCCUCUCCGAUCCCAUCGAAACCCUGGACCAAUUUGUUACAAAUGAGGUCACUAAUCAUCUCUUUGAAGAGCCAAAUCAAAGCUUCACUGGACUCGACCUCAUCGCCAUCAAUCUUCAAAGAGGCCGAGAUCACGGAAUAAGGCCAUACAAUGACUACCGGGUGAUCUGUAACUUGAAAAGAGCGACGGAUUUCGAUGAUCUGGCCAGGGAAGUCCCCCAGGAGGUCAUCGAUCGCUUCAAGCAAAUUUAUGCUAACGUGGAUGACAUUGACCUCUUCACGGGAGGUCUGUCCGAAAGACCUCUUGAAGGAGGACUCAUUGGGCCCACUUUCGGCUGCAUCAUCGGGCUCCAGUUCCGCUUCCUUCGCAAAUGCGAUCGCUUUUGGUACGAGACAGGAGACCCAGUGGUGCGAUUUACCGAAGCCCAAUUACGUGAAAUCAGGAAGGCUUCCUUGGCAAAAUUACUCUGUGAGAACUGCGAUGUUGUGGACAGCAUACAGAGACGAGCUCUUGACCUCCCACACCCAUUCCUGAACCCACGUAUCGCAUGCGGAGAGCUUCCAGCUGUAGACUUGAGAGCUUGGGCUGACCGAGGACCCCCAGCAGGAGGUUGCAACAUUGGAGGGAAGUUCGUUCAAGUUGGACAGGCUGCUCUCCCAUCCCCAUGUGUUCAAUGCACCUGCUCUACUGAAGGACCCAACUGUCAAUCACUUCGUAUCACCAACUGCCAGCAAUUGAUUGCAACCCAACCUCGGGAUGCAGUGAUCAACGAUAGAGUUUGCCGUGCACAAUGUGGCCACUUACUUGUUGCAGAAGGGACAGAGCAGGGUCCAUCACCUUCAGCUCCAGUGAAUAGUUUUGUGGUUCCUCCCCCCCCUCCACCACCACCCCCUUCUCUACCAAUCCAACUUCCACAAGUUCCUGUCCCACCUCAGCCUAUACCACUACCACUACCACAGGCACAACCACAACCCCAACUCCAGCUCCAACCACAACAACCCCAACAGGACUCUCAAGUGUUUCGUCCAUUUCGGCCUGGGAGAGGCCCAUUGAGUGCUUUGGCUGCUCUAUUCCGUGGAUGAGAGGAAACUAUUCUGCAUGUGACAUGGCUUGAACUCAAUGGAUUGCAAAUCUAGUCCUCCCUCUGGCCCAAUCACCAUCCUAAAAAGUCUUCAACUUCCUCCAACCAACUUUGCUCUCGGUUGGCUGUGCCAAUAACCAACUAUUUCUGGAGUGUGUGCUUGCAUCAGGACAUUGAAUGGAUGGAGCACCUUUGUGAUAUGAGAGAGACUGAAGGGUGAACAAGUUGAAUGGAUUGUUGCUCAACUCAGGGUGUGUGGGGGGGAUCAUGCAUGCUUCACAGUAGUGACAAAUUAAAUUUAGUGACAAAAAAAUGACCAAGCCACAGAAAAAGGAAUUUCAACGAAUGUAAUGGAGAUAAGCCCUAGGUAUAUUUAUUCAACUUCUGUCACAUUGUCCCAUUCAUAUCAUUUUUGUUGUGCAACUCCCAUGAAAGAUGACUGAAAGCUGUACACCAUGUGAUUACUUUCUUUUUGCAUGUAUGCAUGUUUUAUGUUGACAUGGCCAGCAAACAUGUUGUUUCCUUUCACUUACAA
This is a messenger RNA of Darwinula stevensoni, 2460 nucleotides long. The record is from the annotation of a GenBank genome assembly. NCBI's taxonomy places the organism in Eukaryota, Metazoa, Arthropoda, Ostracoda, Podocopida, Darwinulidae.